GUAGAGGGGGUGCUUCCUACGUGGCGGCCUUGGAGACGUUGUUCGCGGGCCGCUUUCUGGAGUUUAAUGUAUCGGGAAAACACUCUUUUUCACAUUAAUGGUCGAAGAUCUGAGGCAGGGUGGACUUGAGAAUACAGCCGGCUACUCCAAGGCUCUCUAUAGUGCUGGAUUUCCCUAGUCUGACGGCUCCCUUACGACGUCCCCCGGCGCAAAGCUCGCACAGUGCACGCUCGCCCAUUUCCGGCGCGCGCCGCUCCCAGGAAGAUGGCGGAAGAGCCGGAGUCUGGCCUUCAGCUCCCUCCAUCGGCUGUGGCUGCUGGCGGGGAAGGACCUGGGGAACUCUCUCCCGAAACAGCCACACCAGAGCCCCCUUCUUCUGCUGCAGUUUCGCCAGGGACAGAAGAACCUGCCGGCGACACCAAGAAAAAAAUUGAUAUCCUGUUAAAGGCUGUGGGAGACACCCCUAUAAUGAAAACAAAGAAGUGGGCUGUCGAGCGAACUCGAACGAUCCAAGGACUCAUUGACUUCAUCAAGAAGUUCCUUAAACUUGUGGCCUCUGAACAGUUGUUUAUUUAUGUGAAUCAGUCCUUUGCACCUUCGCCAGACCAGGAAGUUGGAACCCUUUAUGAGUGCUUUGGGAGUGAUGGUAAACUAGUCCUGCAUUACUGCAAAUCUCAGGCAUGGGGGUGAACCACAGAGAAAAACAACUUGCUGCGCAAAAUGAUUUUUUCACAAAGGAAAUGACUCUAAAAUGUUUUGCUGCCAGUAGAGAGACCUACUAAGUAUGAACUGCUCAGCAUGUAUCUGCUCUGACUGGUGUGUAUGCAUAAGAAAAUAUCCAUAGAAUGAAUGGAUUCAAAUCACAAAAAUGUGAUAAAUGUUAUUACACAAAUCAUCAUAAAAGAUUGACAGUAGAGUAGAUUCUUUGUUCCUGCCAGAAUGUCUGUUUCUGAUGUGCCUCCAAGGGCAAAAAGGAGCGUGAAACUGUAUAAACAUCAUUACCAGUUCUUAAAGCCUCUGAAAUUGUUUACUCAUACUUCAGCCACUCUAUUGAUUUUUUUUUUUAUGGUAAAAGUUAAUUUACUGAAGGAUUUUGUUUUGUUUUUGUAGCUUAUUCAGAGAUCCUCAUUUUGUUUGGGAGAGUGGGUUAUAUUUCCAUUUUAUCUACUGUAAUGCCUUCUAAAACUGAGGUACACUGACAUUAGCUGAGUACCUCAUUUAGUCCAGUAGAGGGCAGCCCUGCUGGCCGAAAAGGUUUGGCAGUUUGGUUUUACAUUGCCAGGUAAUUAAUAGAAGAGAAAACUAUCCUUGGUACCUUCUAGCUUGGAGAAAAUAUUGACAAACCGAAAGACUUUUAGAGAAUAAAUAUAAUUAUGUUUGGGGAACAAGUAAUUUUAUAAAUUCUGCACAAAUGAGUCAUGCAGCGCUUUUCGGUCCUGUCAUUUAAGAUUACUUAGUCAUAGUGUUGUGUUACCCUCAGUUAUUUAAAAUGUCAAAAGAACUCGGUGAAUAAAUCUCACACCAUCAGGUGUUUCAUACUGUAUUUUCCAAAUUGAAAGCACUCAGUCAUUGAAAAGUAGCCUUAUAUUUUAUGUAUAUUUUGUGCUAUGACUAAUGGAGUAUUGUUUUUACUGAUGCUAUUCAGUUGGUCAUUACUCAAAGUGAGAGUCACUCCAGUAAAUUGAAUUGACUGUCCAAAUAGUCCAAGGUAGGUACUGGAAUUUCAAGUGUUUAUUCUCAAAGAUAAUGUAGUAAACAUGAUACAGUUUUGUCAAAAGAUUUAAACUACACUUGCAUCCCUUAAAUCCCAGAAUGUGUUUGAUGGCUAAUGGCCAAUUGCAUGUUGCUAUUAGGAGGUGAUAAGGAACAAUUCAUUUUACAGUGAAGUAGUUGCUGUCCAGUUUUCAUUUUCUGCCUAAGACUGAGACUUAUUUUCCCUUAUGCCAAGGUCCCUUUGUAAUAAAUUACUGCAGCCAAUAGUUAGCAAAGGAAUAAUACUGAUAGGGUGUGCUGUACAAAAUUUUAACAUUAGGGAAAAAAGUUUUAUGUGUAUUAAAAGCCGGGGUGUGUGAAAUCUCAAGUCAGAUGGAUAUGGAAAAGAUGUGUUCUCUGCUUUUGGUUUAUAGAAGAAAAGAAUAUAUGUGUAGACACUUAACAAAUAACAAAUACUUGAAUUUAUUACAUUUGCCAGUGAUACUUCAUAUAAUAGCAUAUUUACUAUUUCAGUAGUCAAAAAUACUUCAUUUUGAAUUUGUAGCAUCAGUUUAAUGUUUCACUUAAAAAAACUUACUAGCUUAGUCAGUCUAUGGGUAGGAUUGGAAAUAAUAGCUCCCUGGUAGAGGUCUUGCCUAAAGUGAGGCCCUGAGUUCAAUCCCAGCACUAUUCAUAAUUAAAUGAAUCUAAGGCUAGCUAAAUAUGGGUAUUUUAUUUAUUUUCAUCUAUAAUAACAUUUACAUAACAGUCAACCAUUUUACUUGUGUAUAAUCUAAAGUGGGAGAACAUUUGAUGUUAAAGGAGUAUGAAAACGAAAAACUUUUCUUAGGACUAUAAAACCUGCUUCUUCUUCCAAGGACUAUAAUAUACUGAGUAAUCUUUUAGCACUAGGAAAGCCAGCUACAGGCCACAUAAUGACUGCAGAAGUAUUCAAAAACAGUUCAAUGUGUCUAUUUUAGUCUUAAAAAUAUUACAAGAUCUAUCUGAAUUACUGCAGGGGGAGCUUCUCCCUUGUGAGCAUACUUCAGCAGACUACCACUAUUAAGCACUCACCUGAUUUGGGAGAGUGGGAUGUUGCUUAGUACCUACACAUACCGAGUAAGCUAAGUGUGACUUAGCUUACAAAAGUAACAGUGAAGGAAAUUUAUAUAGUUUUAAUAUUUGUAUGGCAGAAGGUCAUCAACAUUUUAAUGCUUUUAAUCUGAACUUAUUUUAGCUGACAAAGCAAACCAGUUGAAAAAUAAAAAAUAAUACAGGGGCUGUGAGUAUAGUUCAGUGGUAGAACCCUGGGUUCAAGAAAGAAAAAAGAUGCAACAUACAAAGUUAUUUAUAAAUGUCAAAAGAACUUGCUGAGAAAUCUGAUACCAUCAGGUGUUUCACUGUAUUUUCCAAAUUGAAAGCACUCAAUCAUUGAAAAGUAGCCUUACAUGUUAUGUAUAUUUUGUGCCAUGACUAAUGGAAUAUUGUUUUUACUGAUGCUAUUCAAUUGGUAUAACUAACCUUAUUUUUUAAAUGCAAAGAAAAACAGUUUUGAGCCAGGUGAUGCCACAUGUAUGUAAUUAAAGCAGUCUUGGAGACUGAGGCAGGAAGAGCCCAAAUUCAAGCCCAGCCUGGGCAAUAUUGCAAGACUUUGUCUCUAAAAAAUGGCUAGAGAUGCUCAGUGUGAAGGUCCUAAGUUCAAAGCCCAGUUCUUCGCUGUGUAAAAAGAUCAGUAUUAUCAGUAAAGAUAACGUAAAUCCUAUUGAAUGUGUGCUCUCCUCACCAUUGCAAUAAGACACUGUUAUGACAUUUAAAUUGUGGAGCUUUUUAAUUGAGGUUUUAGAAAUAAUGAAAAAGACUUUUGAUAGCAUUAGCCAGUACUAAUGAAUAAAAAUAUUUAUGAAUCCAAGUAGAAUCUUAAGUUAGAAGAAGUAUGUCAACUCCUGUGGUUCAUUUUAUGUCGUCUUAACAGCAUGAAUCUGACAUUGGUUACUUCUGGUAUAAGUUCGGUGUGGCUGAACCAAGAAAGGUGUAUGCAGAUUUCUACAGGAAGUUCUGCAUAAUUUCUACAGAAAAUUCUACAUAAUUUCUUAUGGAAUUAUGAUUCCAUAAGAGAUUAUGAAGUAAUGAAGAAUGCUAAUAUCUUUCCGAGUGCAAAGUAAUUUAGGAAUAAAAAGGUUUCUUUGGAUUGCGUUCCAUAGGCAUUUAUCACUGAUCAGUUUUGUGAACUGUGAAAUAACAGUAUGUAAACUAAGGGGUAAUAUUUCCUUAUGACAAGUUAUUGUGUGGACAGUAAGAAAGGGUGGAGGGAGGACCCUGUCCAUUGUGAAAAGACUUAAACUGUCUUCCUUGCAAUGUGCCUAAUUCUCUUUCCGUGCCUUAUUCAACUCUUGGUUCCCCGUUCCAAUAUCUAGAUCUCCACAGUAUCUUUUCCCCUUUCCCAUUCUGUUUUUCUCUCCAUAGAUGACAAAUUCUUUUUUCUACAUUCUUAGCUCACGUGGCUCCUCUUCCAAGCCAGAUCUGUCAGCACGUCUGUCAUCCCAUAUACAUAUGUCAUUUUAAUAGCUAACCAGUUGGCUCCACUGUAACUGCUCUAUGGCCCAAAUUCUCUAGUAGCUUCCACUUAAGGGACUAAAGGCUGAAGUCCUUACUUUGACCUAUAAGAUCCUAUGUGGUGCAUAAUCCAGUUCCCCACACUCUGCCCGGUGUGUGUGUUCAUCUGUGCUCUUGUUGUAAACAUGAAGAUUGCACCCAUCCCAGAGCCUUGCACUUGCUGUUUCCUCAGCCUGGAAACUGCUCCGGGACAUGUCUCCUUAGCACCCCUUCAUUCCUGCUCACACCCUCUAAAAGAGCUUCUCACCACCCAACUUGUCUGCUUUUUUUCCUCCAUUGUGUAUUGCGUACAGUCAGUGUUUGUGUGUCCGUCUCUCCAUGUACGGGUCAAAUGUGAAGUGCUCUCUAAAGACUCAUUGGAAGCUUGCUCCCCAAUGCAGCAGUGUGCGUAGGUGGUGUCAGAGAGAUGAUCGGAUCAUAGCUGAAUGACCUAUUAGGAAAUGGGGUCCCUUUGGAGGAACCAGGUAACUGGAAAGUGGGGGGUACCUUUGAAAGGUAUAUCUUGUCCCGUGCUCUUAUCUGGUCACCUUUCUCAGGCUCCUGGCUGUCAUAAAACGAACAGUUUUUUUCUGCCUUUCCCUUUGACCAUGAUGUUUCUGUUGGAGACACCUGGCCAUGAACUGAAACCAAGAGCCAGUAUACAUGUGUUCUCCCAAGUGUUUUGCCCAGCAAGAGAAAGCUAAUACAACUGCAUACAGUAUUUGUUGCCGUGUCCCUACCUUGUCCUAUAAGACUAAACCUGAGGGCAGUGGUUUAGUUGUGUGAACAGUACCUCACUCAUAGUAUCUGCUUUUAAAAAUGUUUGCUAGAUAGACACAUUAUUUCUGCACCUUAAUAAUGCUAGUUCCGUUCUUUGUAUAUCUAGCCCCUUGGCUGUGUCUUACAAUGUGACAAUCAUUGCCUUGGGCAGUCUGCAAUACAAUAAAACUACCUGUCUGGAUCUUUAA
Chinchilla lanigera (long-tailed chinchilla) is the source of this 5252-nucleotide messenger RNA. RefSeq names its product autophagy related 12 (gene Atg12). Gene Ontology annotation, cellular component: phagophore assembly site membrane; cytoplasm; Atg12-Atg5-Atg16 complex. The coding region runs from base 265 to 690 and encodes 141 amino acids. Gene Ontology annotation, biological process: C-terminal protein lipidation; autophagosome assembly; autophagy of mitochondrion. The transcript is spliced from 4 exons. NCBI's taxonomy places the organism in Eukaryota, Metazoa, Chordata, Mammalia, Rodentia, Chinchillidae. The record is from RefSeq and is a predicted model, not a curated record.